GGCUUUACUGGUUUUUUUUAGUGCGCAUGUGCCCCAAAAUGAGAAUGUUGAGCAAAACAGACUAGAAAAAAAGCACUGGCAUUAUUUAUUGAAAGUUGCUAGCUAAUUCUCUCACCUCGCAAUAUUAGCUAGCUAACAUUUUAAAAUCCAAAUUGUAAAACAUGACGGAGCCUCAGGCAGCACUGUUACUCAGGAGACAGCUGGCAGAGCUGAAUAAGAACCCAGUGGAAGGAUUCUCAGCAGGCUUGAUAGACGAUAAUGACCUCUACAGAUGGGAAGUCUUAAUCAUCGGCCCACCAGACACAUGCUAUGAAGGCGGUGUGUUUAAAGCACAUCUCACGUUUCCCAAGGACUACCCUCUCAGGCCCCCUAAAAUGAAAUUUAUCACAGAUUUAUGGCACCCUAAUGUUGACAAGAACGGGGACGUAUGUAUAUCUAUUUUGCACGAGCCUGGUGAAGAUAAGUAUGGCUAUGAGAAGCCUGAGGAGCGCUGGCUGCCCAUCCACACAGUGGAAACCAUUAUGAUUAGUGUUAUUUCCAUGUUGGCGGACCCUAACGGAGACUCUCCUGCCAAUGUAGACGCUGCAAAAGAGUGGAGGGAAGACCGACAUGGGGAGUUCAAAAGGAAAGUGGCCCGUUGUGUAAGAAAGAGCCAAGAGACUGCCUUUGAGUGAUUACUUAUCAAGAGGCAUCUUGCUUCACUUUUUCAGGGUCUCCAAUUGAGAAACAACAAAGCUAUGUUUUCCUGCACUCUACCACCCUAUUGCAUGGCUGGUCUUCAUUGACUGUCAGAAACCGUCUGGCAACAAUAGGCUGCAAUAGAACAUAACAGCUGUUACCAGAUCCUGACUGAAAACCGCCAAGCAAGUGCCAACAACAAAGCAAAAGAUGAAUAACCAAGUUUUUUUUUAAAAGUCUAUGAACUGGAUUUCAGGAAGAUAUUGUAAAGACCUGUAUAUAGCACAGACAUAAAACUGGAUAAUAUAUCAAUUGUCCCUAUCCCAUCCAGCAAGACACUUAGUACCAAAUAAAUAGUGUUUCUGUAGGUAGAAUCUGAGUCCUAUAGAUUCGUAUGUUUUUAUUCCACUUCUUCAACAUCUGCUCUAGUGUGCAUGAGUUCAGUUCUGUUACAGGUUGCUUUACGAACAGGAGGCCUUGUAGGGAGCAGAAUGGUAAGAAUGCAAUGCUGUUGUAGAAUCCCUCUAUUGGAGGAGAGCUGCUUUGGUUCUAGAAUGACCGAAAUAUCAGGCCGGAUUUGCAUUUAUGGCAGAUGGACAUAAGGGUGCAUUACACAUACUGUAGCUUGCUUGUCAUGUUGGGUUCAUUCACCUCAGCACUUCAGGAAAAGUUGCUGUAAGUCAACAUUUAACAUAUGAUCCAAUUUGUCAAGUUCAGGUGUGUUUCUUCGGAGAUGGACAUAACCAUUACAAGUCAUGCAUGCACAAAUUGAAGUCAUACGUGUAAGUUUUUAAUUAUAAUUUUUUUCUCAAAAAAGUGCCUCCUAUUAAAUUGCUUGGCAAUUGCCCCCUGUAUUGAACCAGAGUUUCAGAAAAAUAUGAGAAAUUGCUUAACACCCUGUAAGUUUGUACAACAUCAGCACAAUGUGUAAUUCAAAUAUUGGUUAAAUUUGGUUUUGCAAUAACUUUCCCCUCUGUGUGGUAAACCGACUUAUUUAUAAAAAUAAAAAAAAAUCUGAUUAGGGUGAUGUGGAGACCUAUUUCUCUUGUAUUCACCAUGAUAAAGGAGAUAAAUUGUGUUGUGUCCUAGGUAGGAUUUGUUAUGCAUGCUUUUAACUUGAGGUUUUCUUGCUGGUAGUUUUGGGGUUUUGAUUUAAAAUGUGUGAAAGAGUGUGUGCCCGUGCCCUUUUUUCUUUACCCUCUAUUCCCCUGAUCCCUGAUUUUUCCCAUGGUUUAUUAUUUUAUUCUGUCUGAUGGACUAUUGCAGUUUACUUGCCUAAUGUACAAAGACAAAAUACUUAUGUAUAUUUUCUGUGUUAUGUAGUGAGUUCUUCUAAAAUAAGAUCUAUGUUCCCAAUAA
This is a messenger RNA of Oncorhynchus gorbuscha (pink salmon), 2037 nucleotides long. RefSeq names its product ubiquitin-conjugating enzyme E2 G1. Gene Ontology annotation, biological process: proteasome-mediated ubiquitin-dependent protein catabolic process; protein polyubiquitination. The coding region runs from base 162 to 674 and encodes 170 amino acids. Gene Ontology annotation, molecular function: ubiquitin conjugating enzyme activity. Lineage: Eukaryota; Metazoa; Chordata; Actinopteri; Salmoniformes; Salmonidae. The record is from RefSeq and is a predicted model, not a curated record. The transcript is spliced from 6 exons.